Molecule: messenger RNA, 141 nt
Organism: Protopolystoma xenopodis
Lineage: Eukaryota; Metazoa; Platyhelminthes; Monogenea; Polystomatidea; Polystomatidae
Source: the annotation of a GenBank genome assembly
GAGGACGACGAUGAUGACGAUGAUGAUGAUGAUGAGGACGAUGAUGAUGCGCCAAGAGCAAGUGAAAAUGGGCUAUGCCUAUCUAGUGGAUCGACUUCUGCUGGAGCAUUUCAACUAGGCAUUGCGCCGAAUUUCCGGUGA